AUAUAGUAAUACUUUUCCUCAGUAUUCUAUAAUCUAUAUUCUCUGACAACAUACCGACGCCGCGACUGCCGAGGAGGUUAUGUCCAGCGUUAUAUAUGGGUUAUUCCUUCGGUUAUCCCCUUGUUUAACCUAAACGAAUAUGUGAAAUUGACAACAUUAUAAACAGACAAUACUCGAAGAAUUGAGUAUAAAUGUUAGAGUAAAAUUAUAAGUCAAAGGCAGUACGAAGAGGAUAUCAAGAUAUCUGGAAUUCUGGUUAUAACGACAGGUAACUAGAUAAAAAAAUGGCAAACAGAACAGUAAAAGACGCCAAAUCCAUUAGGGGUACAAAUCCUCAGUAUUUGGUGGAGAAGAUCAUAAGAUCCAGAAUAUACGACAGUAAAUAUUGGAAGGAGGAAUGUUUUGCUUUAACUGCAGAACUUUUGGUCGACAAGGCCAUGGAAUUAAGGUUUAUAGGUGGCGUAUUUGGCGGAAACAUAAAACCCACACCGUUUCUCUGUCUUAUAUUAAAGAUGCUGCAAAUACAGCCAGAAAAAGAUAUCAUCGUUGAGUUUAUCAAAAACGAAGAAUUUAAGUAUGUCAGAGCCCUUGGUGCAUUUUACAUGCGACUGACAGGUACCUCACUAGACUGCUAUCGUUACUUGGAACCACUUUUGAACGAUUACCGAAAACUGAGAAAGCAGAACAGGCAAGGUCAGUUUGAAAUAAUUCACGUAGAUGAAUUUAUUGAUGACCUCCUAAGGGCAGAAAGAUGUUGCGAUAUCAUCCUGCCAAGAAUUCAAAAGAGACACGUUCUCGAGGAAAAUAAUGAAUUAGAGCCCAGGGUAUCCGCUCUAGAAGAUGAUAUAGACGAGAAUUUGGAAAGUUCGGAAGAUGAAGAAAUAGCUCCGAUAAUUGAACGUAAAAGAGUAGAUGAUUACAAGAGAGAUAGAGAACGGGAAAAGAGGCAUUCUCGAAAUGACAAGGAUAAAGCUAGAUCAAGAAGUAGAUCUAGAGACAGACGGGACAGAGAUCGGUAUAGAUCACACGAGAACAGACGAUCUCGUAAUGACAAAAAAUACCGCGAUAGAUCUAGAAGCAGAUCUCGAGAUAGAAGGGACCGAAGAAGAGACCGUGAUAGGCCCAGACAUUAAAACAAUUGCUUGCAAUAGCAGUUUUUCACAACAAGAAAUAUUUUCUACUUGACAAACUUUGUAAAGCCCUAUGGUGAAGUUUUUCGUGUGUAUUGUAUUGUACUAUCUAGUACUUUAUGGAAAGUCAGAACGUGUAUAUAAAUACGAACUUUAAAUAAUAAAACAGAUCUUUUGGAAAUUAA
Molecule: messenger RNA, 1315 nt
Organism: Nasonia vitripennis (jewel wasp)
Lineage: Eukaryota; Metazoa; Arthropoda; Insecta; Hymenoptera; Pteromalidae
Gene: Prp38
Product: pre-mRNA-splicing factor 38A
Exons: 3
Coding region: 285-1133 (282 amino acids)
Cellular component (GO): precatalytic spliceosome
Source: RefSeq, a predicted model, not a curated record